Molecule: messenger RNA, 880 nt
Organism: Corticium candelabrum
Lineage: Eukaryota; Metazoa; Porifera; Homoscleromorpha; Homosclerophorida; Plakinidae
Product: testis-expressed protein 11-like
Exons: 6
Coding region: 224-880 (218 amino acids)
Biological process (GO): male meiosis chromosome segregation; reciprocal meiotic recombination; synaptonemal complex assembly
Cellular component (GO): central element
Source: RefSeq, a predicted model, not a curated record
AACGCGUCUUUGUAAAUCCUUCUUCGGAUUCAGCGUGGAGGUGCCGCCGUUCAUAACUGGAAUUGUACGCAUGAUGCUCAAGUAAAACACGCCCCAUCCAAAGACCGGACUUCGAGGGCACACCGCGCGAGAUGAUAUCGUCGUAAACACUUUCGGUAUGAAAAUUAUGUUUACCGUUCAGUCAUCAGAAACACUCUAAAUAAGCCGCUCAGAAAACGGUGUAAUGGAAGGCCUAAACUCUACAGUCAAUACGUCAUCGAUAUUGCUGUCACAGCUUGAUUCUUUAGUAAAAGAAUUGAAAAAAGAUUUGAGUGACGAACGCUCUUCUUCACUACUUGACGACAUUAUUCAACUAACGGAGAAUUUAUCAGCAGUAGAAAUGGGCAAUGACAAAGAUGCCGAGUUGACAAGCAGAAUUCGCGCGUCUGGCAUCGCUCUGUGGAAUAGAGCCGUCUCUCUCAAAACGCAAGAUUCCACCAAUGCACAACUAGUAGCAAGAAUGCGGCACGUUGCUUGCAAUCUGACUUUUACUGCCAGUAGAGAGGAAGAAAGCAAGGCUGUGAUAAAAAAGAAAUUAGCGAUGGCAAUGAAGACGGGUAGAGCGUGGUUGGAUGUUCACAAUCCUACGAUGGCUGAUUCGGCUCUCGAGUUGGCAGAAGAGUGUCUUGAGAAAUUAGAGAAAGAGAUACCAAGUUCCAGCGACCAAAGUACAACCAAACAAGAUACCAGUACGGAAGACCAAAGAAAUUCCUUCAGGGUCAAGUGUUUCAGAGCAGAAGCGGCACUUGCUCUAUCAGAUGAAGAGAAAGCAUGGAUUUACUUCCAGAAAGCAAAAGAAAGGCUACAUCAAUUGCCACAAGAGGUUGCAAUCAGUACUUAG